CACGAUGAAUUAAAAUUAAUUUUUUGGACUUUGGAGACAUUUUUGGGGCAAUUUUACUGAAGGAAAUUUACGGAAAUGUUCGUAACUGACGUCAACGACGUAAAAAUCUACAAUUUAAGUGCCGGAAAGUCACUGCCAGAGUGGUUGUCAGAGGAGAAAAAGCGCCAACUUUUGAAGAAAAAUGCCGAAUUACGACGCCGCAUCGAGCUGAUCCAGGAUUUUGACAUGCCGGGAGUCUCCACGGGCAUUCGGAUGUCCAAAGACAACCAAUAUAUCUUGGCAACGGGCACUUAUAAGCCGCGCAUGAAGUGUUUCGACGUGAAUCAGCUCUCGUUGAAGUUCGAACGUUGUUUCGAUUCGGAGCCCGUGACCUUCGAGGUGCUUAGCGACGAUUACAGCAAAGUUGUUUUCUUGCAUGGGGAUCGUUACGUUGAAAUUCAUGCCACGGCAGGGAAACAUUAUCGCCUGAGGAUCCCGAAAUUCGGCAGAGACUUGGCAUAUCACGAGCCAACGUGCGAUUUAUGCAUCGUAGGUCAGUCAUCGGAAAUUUAUCGCUUGAAUUUGGAACGGGGACAAUUUUUGCAGCCCUAUAGCACGUCAGCGAGCUGCUCGAACACGAUAAAAGUCAAUCCGGAGCAUCAUUUGGUGUGUGUGGGUACGCACGAAGGCACCGUCGAGGCAUGGGAUCCUCGCGUGAGGGAAAGAGUCGGAAUUUUGGAUGUCGCGAUGCGGAUUGAAAGCAAAAGUUUGGCUAGUGUGACGAGUUUGGCGUGGAAAAACGGGCUAAAUAUGGCUGUGGGGACCCAAUCAGGACAUGUGGCGCUUUAUGACAUCCGAACAAGUCAACCGAUGCUCGUGAAAGACCUGUUAAAUCGACUUCCGGUCAAAAAAGUUCAAUAUAAUCCGCAAGAAAGUCUCGUUUAUUCCCUUGACAGCUCAAUGUUCAAGAUCUGGGAUGAAAAUACGGGCAAACAACGCGCUUAUAUCGAGUCCGAAGCGAGUUUUAAUGACUUUUGUACCGUUCCCGGCUCAGGAAUGUUCUUUUUUGCCCAAGAAGCACCCAAAAUGCUCGCUUAUUAUAUCCCCGAUUUCGGUCCGGCGCCACGUUGGUGCUCCUUCCUCGACAAUUUAACGCAAGAAAUCGAAUCAGAGACUGUCCAAAACAUCUACGACGACUACAAAUUCGUUACGAAACAAGAACUCGAGGAACUCGGCUUGGAAAAUUUGAUUGGCACGAACAUGUUGCGUGCCUACAUGCACGGAUUCUUCAUCGAUAUGCGACUUUACAAAAAAGCCAAGGAAGUUGUGGAUCCCUUCGCAUGGGAACGUUACAAAAAAGAAAAAAUCCGGAAGCAAAUCGAGGCAAUGCGACCCAGCAGAGUCAAAAUUGACGACAAAUUGCCCAAGGUCAACAAAGAUUUGGCGCAAAAAUUCAUCGAAGCGGAAGACAAUUCCAAAAAUGCGCUCAAGGACGCACGUUUCAAGGCCAUGUUCGAGAAUCCCGAAUACGAAAUCGACAAAAAUGCCGAGGAAUAUAGACUUUUGUCGCAUGUCAUGUCACGUCUCGAUCGGAAUAAGAAGAAAAAAGCACCGGUUCCGACGGAAAAUCUCAAGGAAGUUGCAAGUGACGAGGCGGAAAGCUCCGAUGAGGAUCUCUUCUUUGACAAAUCUGACGACGGCUCGAACGACGAAGGCAGUUCUGAUGACGAUCGGGCAUGGAGCAAGGACCUCAAGCAGGAGUUUAAGAAGAUUCAGCGCGAAAAACGACAAAAAGACGAGCAGGAGGAGGAACAAAAACGCUUUGAGAAAAAAUUAAAAAUGUUCGAGGUGCGAAAUGGGGAUGAAUUUAACCUAAAAGCCCUCAAAAAGAAAGCUAGCAAAGCAACAUUAGGCGAACGGGUGUCAAAAAUCCGAAAUACGGAAGAAGUUCAAACAAUCAGCGGCAUCGGAAAUCGUCAAAUGACCUUCAGCACGGCGAAACCCAAGUCACGCGAGGACCGCAAACGGCAGGAAGAGAUGAAACGGCAUCGCGAAGAACGAAAAAAGCUCAUUCGACCAACGACGAGUCUGCGAUUAAAAAAAAUAUUUCCCAAAUAA
Culicoides brevitarsis is the source of this 2097-nucleotide messenger RNA. It is a transcript of the gene l(2)34Fd, whose product is annotated as nucleolar protein 10. Lineage: Eukaryota; Metazoa; Arthropoda; Insecta; Diptera; Ceratopogonidae. The record is from RefSeq and is a predicted model, not a curated record. Gene Ontology annotation, biological process: maturation of SSU-rRNA from tricistronic rRNA transcript (SSU-rRNA, 5.8S rRNA, LSU-rRNA). The transcript has 2 exons. Gene Ontology annotation, molecular function: protein binding. Bases 76 to 2097 code for a protein of 673 amino acids. Gene Ontology annotation, cellular component: 90S preribosome; nucleus; small-subunit processome.